UUCUCACGCUCCAUUCCUCUCUCUCUAUAUCUCUUUCUCUCUUCAUUUCUCUCUCUAACUCUGAAAAUCGUCUCUGCAACUCUUGCCCUUUGGAGUUCGUUUCAACAAUGUCGACCGAAAAGGAGAGGGAGACUCACGUUUACAUGGCCAAGCUCGCCGAACAAGCCGAGCGAUAUGACGAAAUGGUUGAGUGUAUGAAGAGUGUUGCAAAACUUGAUGUGGAGCUGACUGUAGAGGAGAGGAACCUGCUCUCUGUGGGGUACAAGAAUGUGAUAGGUGCCCGGAGAGCAUCUUGGCGAAUUAUGUCUUCAAUUGAGCAGAAAGAAGAAUCUAAGGGAAAUGAGAACAAUGUUAAGCUCAUUAAGGGUUACCGUCACAAGGUAGAGGAGGAGCUCUCAAAGAUUUGCAGUGACAUUCUGACUAUAAUCGACAAGCAUCUCAUCCCCUCUUCCAACUCGGGAGAAGCAACUGUUUUUUACUACAAGAUGAAAGGUGACUACUACCGGUAUCUUGCUGAGUUUAAGACUGACCAAGAAAGGAAAGAGGCUGCUGAACAAUCAUUGAAGGGCUAUGAGGCUGCUUCUGCCACUGCAAAUACAGAUCUCCCUUCAACACACCCAAUUCGUCUUGGCCUUGCUCUCAACUUCUCUGUCUUCUACUAUGAAAUAAUGAAUUCUCCUGAGAGAGCAUGCCAUUUGGCCAAACAAGCUUUUGAUGAAGCAAUUGCAGAGUUGGACACGUUGAGUGAGGAAUCAUACAAAGACAGCACCCUGAUUAUGCAGCUGUUGAGAGACAAUCUCACUCUCUGGACCUCUGAUUUGCCUGAAGAUGGAGGAGAUGAGAACUUCAAAGUUGAAGAACCAAAAUCAGCAGAGCCAGAGCAUUGAUGAGGUAACCAAGAGCACUGUGAAAGGCAAUCCAUGACAAUACUAUGCAAAAUUGGCUUUUGCCUCAGUUUUUCUCACAAGGGGAGGAAUUUACAUGGGACAGUGUCAACAUUUUAUGAUGGACAGUCAAUCUUUUCAGCUCAUCCCAAGCCAGAUGAUGAUGAGAAUUUUUGAUGAUCUGCCUGAUAAUUGUUCCUAUUUUAUUUUUCUAUGUUGAUCAUUUGCUUCGAAUUUUGCUGCUUCAUGUACUUCCAUAGAUACUUCUAUUUUUCAAAUAUAUAAAUAUUUAUAUUUCAGCUCUUGUUUUAAAUGACUA
This is a messenger RNA of Camellia sinensis, 1203 nucleotides long. RefSeq names its product general regulatory factor 12 (gene GRF12). Lineage: Eukaryota; Viridiplantae; Streptophyta; Magnoliopsida; Ericales; Theaceae. The record is from RefSeq and is a predicted model, not a curated record.